AUGUCUACUGAAAAACAAAACAUUUCUUACAGCGAAGAAUACGACGCUAAACCAACUACUCAAUAUCAAGAGGAUGUCAAUUCAAAGGUUUCUGAAUCCGACGUUGGUAUUGAAGAAAUCAAUGAAUUGGAGUAUUAUGAUCUUCCAGAGCUGCUUCAACAUAUGACUCAAGAAGAAUUGAAAACAUUGGACAAGAAGACUACCAGAAAAAUCGAUUUGAGAUUGUUGCCAAUGUUGAUUAUUCUUUACAUCAUGAAUUAUAUCGAUAGAACUGCUAUUGCUAAUGCAAGAUUGGGAACUUUAGAAGAAGAUUUGAACUUGGUUGGUAAUCAAUACCAAACUGCUUUAUCUGUCUUAUUCGCUGGUUAUAUUCUUUUCCAAGUUCCAUCAAACAUGUUGAUGAACAAAUUGGGUCGUCCAUCUGCUUACCUUGCUGUUGUUAUGACUAUUUGGGGUGCUGUUUCUACUUGUACUGGUGCAGUUCAUAACUUCACCGGUUUAGUUAUUGUCCGUGUCUUGCUUGGUGUUGUUGAAUCUGCUUUCUUCCCUGGUGCCUUAAUGAUCUUGUCCAGUUGGUACGAUAAAAAGAGUCUUUCAUUGAGAAACUCCAUCUUGUUUUCUGGUUCAUUGAUCAGUUCUGCUUUCAGUGGUUUGCUUGCUGCUGGUAUUUUGGAAAUGGAUGGUUUGGGUGGUGUUGCCGGUUGGAGAUGGUUAUUUAUUCUUACCGGAGCUCUCACUGUUGUUCUUGCCCCAAUUGCAUACUUUGUUUUACCAGAUAACCCAAACAACACUAAAUUCUUAACUCAAGAAGAAAAAGACAUUGUUAUGUGGAAAUUGAAGAAAGAUCUUGGUAAUGUUGAUGACUCCGACAAAGAAGCUAAAGAAUCUGACUGGCAAGGUUUCUUACACGCAAUUAAAGAUAUCAAAGUUUGGUUAUUGGUUGCUACUCAAUCUUUCUUGGUUGCUGCUUGUGGUGUUACUAACUUUUUCCCAUCUGUCGUUAAAACUUUGAACUUUGACAGAACUACUACUUUGUGUUUAACUGCACCACCAUUUGUUCUUGCUGUUAUUGCUACUUUUAUUUGGGCCAAACACGCUGAUAUUUCAGGUGAAAGAUUCUGGCACAUUACCAUUCCAUUGUUACUGGCUUUAACUGCCUUCAUCAUUGCUGCUGCGCUGUUAAACAUUGGUGCUCGUUACUUCAGUAUGUGUUUGAUGAUUCCAUCCCUUUAUUGUGCAUUCGUUGUUAUUCUUACCUGGGUUGCCAAUUGUUGUCCACGUCCACCAGCUAAACGUGCCGCUGCCAUUGCAUUGGUUAACUGUUUGAGUAACUCCACCUCUAUCUGGAACGCUUACUUGUACCCAUCCAGUGAUGCUCCUCGUUACUUAAUUGCCUUCUGCUGUAACUGUGGUUUUAUUGUUGCUGCCAUUGGUUUCGCUAUCGGUUUGAGAAUUAGAUUAAUGGUCUUGAACAAGAGAAUUGAAAGAGGAACCAUGAACUGGCAAAAGGAAUUCGGUAAAGGAAAUGAUGGAUCUAAGAUUUCUGCUGAUUUCAGAUUCUUAUACUAA
Candida tropicalis MYA-3404 is the source of this 1569-nucleotide messenger RNA. RefSeq lists its product as uncharacterized. Gene Ontology annotation, molecular function: transmembrane transporter activity. The transcript has a single exon. The record is from RefSeq and is a predicted model, not a curated record. Gene Ontology annotation, biological process: transmembrane transport. Gene Ontology annotation, cellular component: membrane. Bases 1 to 1569 code for a protein of 522 amino acids. Lineage: Eukaryota; Fungi; Ascomycota; Pichiomycetes; Serinales; Debaryomycetaceae.